UGUAUACAAGAAUUUUUUGUUAAUAGCUAAAUCAUGAAAGUGAAAAUCAUGGUGAAAAAAGAUACUCCGUACAGAGGACUAGAGGAGAGAGUUGUAAAGGAUGAUGACAAAUGUUUCCUCCGUGUGCAAGUAAGUGCUGAAUGAAUACGUCACGAAAGCCGCCGCCAUUGUGGCGGUCUCUCUUCCUUCCCGCGUUUCGGCGAAUCCGCUAAGGUCGGGAAUUGUGAUGUUCAUGACUUUCCAUUGCUGUUGCUCUUUACCAUGUACUCCGUUUAGUAAUAGUAUGUGGUCAAAGUUUCCAUAACAAUUAUCACGAUCAUAAAACCAAAUCAAGUUCAAAUCGUUCAAGAAAAUCGUCCAUCUUUGAGAAUUCACCGGCCGCCAUGGAUUCUACUGUUUUCAGAAGCCUUUUGACCUCGUUGUUAAUCUACGCCGACAAGCCCUUCACGUUCUUCUCCGACAAAUACAAGCCUCUUCGGCUCAUUCGCGGCUUCGUUGUUUCAACUGUUCUCAUCUUCCUUCGCCUUUUGCCCUCGGUUUUCCCAAUUAAAAGCUUUAUCAGCGAAUUCCAAUUUAGAAAAGCAGGGAAUUCUCGUCACGCCGUCGUAGAUGGCGGCGGACGCGAUGCUGCUAUUGCCAGAGCGCUCACGCAACUCUUGUCCAUUGUGACUGAUAUUCCGGUGAGUUCCAGAAAGUACGAAGUCGCGAGAUCGUUGGCAGAGAAGUUUAUAGAUGAAAAUAAUUCGUACAAGGACGAUGUGUUAAGGGAAGUUAAUCGCACUGUGUUGACGUCUGCAUUUCGUCGGACGCUCAAGCAGCUCGAGUCCGCCGUCAUAGAAAGGACUCGCCUGGUGGAUCAGGAAGCCGGGACUCCAGACGGAGACGGCAGAGUCACGGAAGAUCACUACGGAGGGUUUCGCCGCUGCAUAAGAGCCGCUCGGUUCUAUUGGAAUUUAGUGUUGCGGCGUCGGAGCUCGAAGGAUUCGCUGAGCCGAUCGGAAGUAUCGGCUGAGAAGCUGGCAGCGGAAUUACUAUGGCUGGCUCAGAAAAUGACGGUUUGCGGCUGUGCGGAGGAGGCUCUUCGCAAGUGGUCUUCUGCUCAACAUCUGGCCUGGCUUUCUGUGUCUGCUGAGCCACGACUUCAAGGAGCGUUAAUCAGAGUCUCAG
Messenger RNA from Cuscuta europaea, 1167 nucleotides. The record is from the annotation of a GenBank genome assembly. NCBI's taxonomy places the organism in Eukaryota, Viridiplantae, Streptophyta, Magnoliopsida, Solanales, Convolvulaceae.